Molecule: messenger RNA, 2436 nt
Organism: Chaetomium fimeti
Lineage: Eukaryota; Fungi; Ascomycota; Sordariomycetes; Sordariales; Chaetomiaceae
Product: XFP N-terminal domain-containing protein
Exons: 8
Coding region: 1-2436 (811 amino acids)
Biological process (GO): carbohydrate metabolic process
Molecular function (GO): aldehyde-lyase activity
Source: RefSeq, a predicted model, not a curated record
AUGCCGGGCAAACAGAUCCCCGUAGCGAACCCGCCUGCCCUCCCUUCUCACCUCCCCGACAGUGUCCUAGAGCUUUCCGUACAGCUCAAGGAGAACCCCCUUCCGGACCAUGUACGGCAAUCGCUUCGUGGUUUCCAACGUGCGGCCGAGUACAUUGCCGCCGCAAUGAUAUUUCUUUCUGACAAUGUCCUCCUCGAGUCCGAGCUAAAGCCCGAUCACAUCAAGCCACGGCUCCUCGGCCACUGGGGAACAUGUCCCGGCCUCAUCCUCGUGUGGUCCCACCUUAACCUGCUUAUCCGCAACCACGACCUCGACAUGAUCUAUGUAGUUGGCCCUGGCCACGGUGCACCCGCCGCCCUGGCCGCCUUGUGGUUGGAAGGCUCGUUGGAGAAGUUCUAUCCUGGCGAAUACGCCCGCAAUGCGGAGGGGUUGAGGAACCUCAUUACAAGAUUCUCAGUACCGGGCGGGUUUCCGAGCCACAUCAAUGCCGAGACUCCCGGCGCCAUUCACGAAGGCGGAGAACUGGGGUAUGCGCUGGCCGUGUCGUUCGGCGCCGUCAUGGAUAACCCCGAUCUCAUCGUGACUUGCGUCGUUGGAGAUGGUGAAGCCGAGACGGGACCCACGGCAACAGCAUGGCACGCCAUCAAGUACCUCGACCCCCGUGAGUCGGGGGCCGUCAUCCCAAUCCUGCACUGCAACGGAUUCAAGAUCAGCGAGCGCACCAUCUUUGGUUGCAUGGACGACAAGGAAAUCGUGUCCCUGUUCAGCGGAUACGGAUAUCAGGUCAUCAUCGUCGAGGAUUUGAGCAAGAUCGACGACGAGCUGCAGAAUGCCCUUGAGUGGGCUGUUGCUGAGAUCAAGAAGAUCCAAAAGGCGGCACGGUCUGGAGAACCAAUUGCAAAACCUCGAUGGCCGAUGCUGGUGCUGCGGACUCCCAAGGGCUGGACUGGGCCGAAGGAGGUGGAGGGCAAGAUCAUCGAGGGCUCGUUCCACGCCCACCAGGUUCCCCUGCCCAAGGCCACCAGCGACAAGGAGCAACUUAAGGCGCUCGACGACUGGCUGUCAAGCUACAAGAUCAGCGAGCUGCUCAAGGAUGGGAAGCCCACCGAAAGUGUCCUUGAGGUGAUGCCUCGCACAGACGAAAAGAAACUCGGCCAGUACAAGGCGGCGUACGACCCGUACGUCGGCCUGAAGGCAGUCGACUGGCAACAAUUCUGCGUCGAGAAGGGCACGAGUCAGAGCUGCAUGAAGAUCACCGGCAAGCUCCUCGACAAGGUUUUCCAGGAGAACCCCAAGACGAUCCGCCUCUUCUCGCCCGACGAGCUCGAGAGCAACAAGCUCGACGCCCUCCUCGACCACACACAGCGCAACUUCCAGUGGGACCAGUACUCGCGCGGCAAUGGCGGGCGGGUGAUCGAGGUGCUGUCGGAGCACAACUGCCAGGGGUUCAUGCAGGGAUACACGUUGACGGGCCGCACCGCCAUUUUCCCCAGCUACGAAUCCUUCCUCGGCAUCGUGCACACCAUGAUGGUGCAGUACUCCAAGUUUAUCAAGAUCGCCCGCGAGGUCAAGUGGCGCGGCGACCUGCCGUCCAUCAACUACAUCGAGACGAGCACGUGGGCGCGUCAGGAGCACAACGGCUUCUCGCACCAGAACCCGUCCUUCAUCGGCGCCGUGCUCAACAUCAAGCCUGAGGCAGCGAGAGUCUACCUCCCCCCCGACGCGAACUGCUUCCUCUCCACCAUCCACCACUGCCUCAAAUCCCGCAACAAAACCAACCUCGUCAUCGGCUCCAAGCAGCCCACCGCCGUCUACCUCUCCCCCUCCGAAGCAGCCGAGCACUGCCGCCGGGGCGCCUCCAUCUGGCACUUCGCCUCUUCCCCACCCAAACCCACCACCACCGGCACAUCCGAGCCCGACGUCGUGCUCGCAGGCAUCGGCGUCGAAGUAACCUUCGAAACCGUCAAAGCCGCCGAACUCCUCCGCACCCUCUGCCCUGCACUCAAAGUCCGCGUCGUCAACAUCACCGACCUGAUGAUCGUCGCUCCGGAGUCACGGCACCCACACGCGCUCGGGGCGGACGAAUUCGACGCGCUCUUCACGCGCGACCGGCCCGUGCUGUUCAACUACCACGGCUACCCGGCCGAGCUGCAAGGGUUGUUGUUUGGGAGGAAAGGGGCGGGGAGGAUGAGUGUGGCUGGGUAUAGGGAGGAGGGGAGCACGACUACGCCGUUUGAUAUGAUGCUGGUGAAUGGGGUGAGCAGGUUUGAUUUGGUGGGGAGGGCGUUAAGGGCGGUGAAGGGGGGGGGAAGGGUGGUGGAGGGGUUGGAGGGGUUGGAGGGGGAGGUGAGGAGGAGGGUGGAGGAGGUGAAAAGGUUUAUUGUUGAGCAUGGGAAGGACCCGGAUGAUAUCUACGAUCUGCCCAAGUUUGAUUAG